AUGAUUUGGGACCACUGUUACAAUAUACCUCCACAGCGGAGCGAUGGUGAGAUGAGAAGGAAGGAGCCUCAGACCCAGCCAAACCAGGAGGAACAAAGCCAUCGAACCAGUGAAAUUGCCAAUGCUAUAAAGGAAUACCAAAUCGUUAAUGUUCCCGGCGAUGGAAAUUGCUUUUUUCACUGCCUGAAUGAUGUUAUACCUGGACAAAGGAACCCCUCUGGCCAUAAGCAGUACAGAACACUGAUAUGUGGGUAUAUUCUAAGCACAUGGGACGAGCACAAAGCCAUGGUUGAAGUAUGCCAUGGAAUAAAAAGUCAAGAGCAGUAUCAGGAGACGAUGCUUAAAAGGAGUGGAUACGCAACAUCAUGUGAAGUCCAAGCUGCAGCAAAUCUGCUGAAAUGUUCCUUCAACAUCUUGUUGGAAGGAAGGAAGUUGCAUAAUGAUGGUACCAGAAAGACCACUUAUUACAACGAAACUAUUGAGACUGAUGACGCACUGAUGCACAUUACUCUCUUACUACGAGAACAACACUACAGCAUUUUGAUGCCGCCAGAGCAAACAGCUCUUCCACCUGUACCAACCAAGAUCACUUUGAUGCCGCCAGAGCAAACUGCUCUUCCACCUGUACAAACCAAGAUCACUUCCACUAAGGUAAACAAGAACUCUUCACCAGAAAUAAAAAGACGGCAGUCAAAGCGAUUGGGAAUUGUUCCCCUGGAGCCAUCUGAGACAGAGAGCGCAAGUGCAAAGAAAAAAAGACGGUGGAACAACAGCCGCCAAAACCAGAACCAUCAAUACCAGAUAAAGUAA
Lineus longissimus is the source of this 810-nucleotide messenger RNA. RefSeq lists its product as uncharacterized. Gene Ontology annotation, biological process: protein deubiquitination. NCBI's taxonomy places the organism in Eukaryota, Metazoa, Nemertea, Pilidiophora, Heteronemertea, Lineidae. The transcript has a single exon. Gene Ontology annotation, molecular function: cysteine-type deubiquitinase activity. Bases 1 to 810 code for a protein of 269 amino acids. The record is from RefSeq and is a predicted model, not a curated record.